Messenger RNA from Periconia digitata, 2319 nucleotides. The record is from the annotation of a GenBank genome assembly. Lineage: Eukaryota; Fungi; Ascomycota; Dothideomycetes; Pleosporales; Periconiaceae.
CACCACACAGCUAUCACCAUGUCUGCCUUCCAGGCCGUCAACACUGCCUUGACCGUGCCUGAGCCCCCACCAAGCCGUCCAGGCGAAGAGACAACCCCGACCACGCCCCGACCCAACUCCAACUUCUUUGUAGAUACCGAACCGUCCGAACAUGUACGAGCCGACGACCCAGCCGCCAGAACCCCUACCCGGAACAGCUUUGGUCUCGCCGCUCAGCGCCCUCUGCCGUCCUCGCCCUUCACCCCGUCGCGCGAGCUAAGUGAAAAUCCGUCCAGCAGGCAAGGCGUGAAGAGGGAGAGCUCUCACCAUUCUUCGCACUCGGUUGGUUCGCAGGAUGUGGAGAUGGGUGGCGGGGACGAUGAGGGAGUACCCUCCGACGACGAAAGCACCAACGGCGAUGCGAAACAGAGUUCGAAGAAGAAAAAAGGCCAGCGCUUCUUUUGUACUGACUUUCCGCCCUGUGCUUUGAGCUUCACAAGAAGUGAGCACCUGGCUCGUCAUAUCCGUAAACACACUGGCGAGCGGCCCUUUCAGUGCCACUGCGCACGGAGAUUCUCGCGACUUGACAAUUUGAGACAGCAUGCACAAACGGUUCAUGUCAACGAAGACAUCCCUGGACACUCACUAGCCGCUCAGGGCACCCGUUAUCAAAGGCAGAUCAGGACAGAUCGCGUGCGACCGCCAGGCAAUCGGUCGAGGUCAAACACCCUGGGCAGCACAGCAGGAGGCCACAGCAGGGGUCCCAGUAAAGGCCAUAGUAGGAACCUUUCGGCUUCCAGCAUCACCUCUACCGCGUCAAGUAUAAAUCUUACUCAGUCGCCUGAUAUACGACGACGCCCACCCCCGUUAGCCAUGGCUAACGAGGGUGCCGCCCGAACCCGAUUAUCCCUCAACAUAGCAGACAGCCACAAUCCUCCAUUGAUGGGGAGUCCGGGACCAGCCGUGAUCGAUUACAACACUCAGUCCAACGGAGCAAGCACGCCUACGUCAGCGACCUAUUCUGGCGCGACUGGCAGCCCUAGUCGUUUUGGCUCCGCGCUACAAUCCCCAAUUUCAACUUCAUCCCGCCCCGUCUCUUGGAGUGGUGCCGCCCCUAGCGGGCGACGUUUGUCGGUUCCUGCCAGCAACAACCCAUUCUCGGGUCCACCAGGACAAUUUGUCCCCUCUUUCAUGAGUCCCCUGCCCUCCUCCACGUCUUCGACCUUUUCUGGUCAAAGCAGUAUGUAUGCUAGCCCUACUGCGUCGAACUUCCCAGAGUCCAGAAGAGAGUCAAAUGCCGAAGCCGACUGGAGAAGGCGUACCUGGCAUCCUGGAACGUACGCAGGCCCGCGCCCAGCUACCAGUGGGCUUGGCUAUUAUCAGAAUCUGGAUGCCCCAGGACCGUCUUUCACGUCACAGCCUGCAGCGUCUCAAACUACCAGACUCCCUGGUAUCGAGAGCUUCGACCAUGCACCUCCCAUGCCGUCCCUACCUCGCCGCCAACCGAGUCCUAUGCAGAUCGACACCGCCGCCCGGCCCGUUACGUAUCAUGCACCAACGGAUGUUACACCUCGCCCACGACACGAAAAACGUACGAGUAUAUCCUGGGACUUGACUUUGCAGAAUGGAAUCAACAGCCUUGAGAUUGCGAGUCCGCAUACCCCAAGAGAGCAGUGGUCGAAUUACCGACACAGCACUGGACAGACAAGCAGUACGAGACCAACAACGGCACCUCACCAAGGGUAUAUACCUGAAGGGCAGACCAGCGGACCACCACCGCCCAUUCAAGUGGUCUCGUCCGAUCAGGCGCGAGGCUCACAAGAAUCACCCGUGACACCGAAGAGAAACAAACGGCAAGCCUGGUACAACGGUCCACUGGCAUAUACACCCCAAGUUCAACAUCAGUUACCACAAGUUCAAACCCACACUGCUACUGCUCGCUUCGUUCAACGCACCUCACCCGAGGAUUCGAGCAGCAGUGAGGGAGUUCCAACUCCUUCAAACACAUCCAUGACUGAGUACCAUCCAGCUAUUGUUCACAGCAAUGGAUUUGUAGAAUCGCAUCCUCCUGGCCCAUCAGGACCUCCUAUGGAGGUGCAGAAGCCGGUACCUCAGGGAUCCAUUAUGGAUAGACCGCAUCCGAUCCAUCAUGGCUAUCACUCGCAACAUGCAAGUCAGCAAUUUAACAGUUCGGCGUAUAGGCCCCAACGAGAGCCAGAAAGAGCAUCAAUGACUUUCGGACAGCCACUACCCCCGCCGCCUGCAAACGAUAUGAGACGACUUGAGGCACUUGUCGCUGUGGCUACUGAAACACGACAGGCAAUUGGCGACCAAACAUAG